AGUAACUGCUAGAACUCAGUUUCUCUGGAAGAAAAACGGGAACAGCAGUACCUAACCCUCCCUGUCCUCUAAGUAUCUUUGAAGUUCCUGGAAAGAUUUGUUUGUAAAUGCAUCAUAAACAGACAGCCCAGAAUGAAGAAAGCAAGCAGGAGUGUUGGCUCAGUGCCCAAAGUGCCUGGAGUAAAUAAAACUCAAACAACUGAAAAAGCCAAACCAGAAAACGGCUCCUCAGUGUCUGCAGUAACAAAACUCUCCAAAACUGGGACAUCAGCAUCUCUUUUGAAGACUAAGAGUAAUGAUGACCUCUUAGCGGGGAUGGCCGGUGGUGGUGGAGUGACAAUGACCAAUGGUGUCAAGGCAAAGAAGAGCACUUGUGUAUCAGCCGCAUCUUCAGCUUCAGGGACGACCAUGAACAGUCUGGAAAAUAAACCCAAAACCAUUGCAGGUACAAGUUCCACAACUAAGCGUAGCACUUCAUCUGGAAAUAAAGAGUCAAGCUCUUCUAGAGAAAGGAUACGCGAUCGUUCUCGUUUAAGCCAGAGCAAAAAACUGCCUUUGAGUGGACAGGGCACCAGUGACACGGUACUGGCAAAGCGCUCCCGUAGCCGCACCAACCCGGAAUCGGAUAUUCGAAUGAGCAAGUCCAAAUCAGACAAUCAAAUCAGUGACAAAGCUGCGCUGGAAGCAAAGGUGAACGAUCUUUUAACGCUAGCAAAAACUAAAGAUGUGGAAAUCUUGCAUCUGCGGAAUGAACUAAGGGAUAUGCGUGCUCAGCUGGGACUUAAUGAAGAUCAACUUGAAGGUGAUGAAAAAUCUGAAGAAAAAGAAGCCAUUGUUGUCCAUCAGCCAACUGAUGUAGAGUCUACACUGCUACAGUUACAGGAACAAAACACAGCCAUCCGAGAGGAGCUCAACCAGCUGAAGAAUGAAAACCGAAUGUUAAAAGACAGACUAAACGCGUUAGGCUUUUCUUUGGAACAAAGGCUGGACAACUCUGAAAAACUCUUUGGCUAUCAGUCUUUGAGUCCAGAGAUUACAGCCGGCAACCACAGUGAUGGUGGUGGUACUCUGACAUCUUCAGUGGAAGGUUCUGCUCCUGGGUCAAUGGAAGACUUGUUAAGUCAGGAUGAAAACACUUUGAUGGACAAUCAACAUAGUAAUUCCAUGGAUAAUUUAGACAGUGAGUGCAGCGAGGUUUAUCAGCCACUGACAUCAAGCGAUGAUGCCUUAGAUGCUCCAUCAUCUUCGGAGUCGGAAGGGGUACCAAGUAUAGAAAGAUCUAGGAAGGGAAGCAGUGGCAAUGCAAGUGAAGUGUCUGUAGCUUGUCUGACAGAACGGAUACAUCAGAUGGAAGAGAAUCAGCACAGUACAGCUGAAGAGCUCCAAGCCACGCUUCAAGAGCUUGCAGAUUUGCAACAAAUAACACAAGAGUUAAACAGUGAGAAUGAAAGACUUGGAGAGGAAAAAGUAAUCCUUAUGGAAUCUUUGUGCCAGCAAAGUGACAAGUUAGAACACUUCAGCCGUCAGAUUGAGUAUUUUCGGUCCCUUUUAGAUGAACACCAUAUUUCCUAUGUCAUUGAUGAAGAUAUGAAGAGCGGUCGCUACAUGGAGUUAGAGCAACGGUAUAUGGACCUUGCAGAGAACGCUCGGUUUGAGCGAGAGCAGCUGUUAGGUGUUCAGCAGCACUUGAGCAACACUCUGAAGAUGGCAGAACAAGACAACAAGGAGGCCCAGGAAAUGAUAGGGGCAUUAAAGGAACGAAAUCACCACAUGGAACGAAUUAUUGAGUCAGAGCAGAAAAGCAAAACAGCGAUAGCGUCUACCUUAGAGGAGUACAAAGCCACAGUAGCCAGUGACCAGAUUGAGAUGAAUAGGCUGAAAGCUCAGUUAGAGCACGAGAAGCAAAAAGUGGCUGAGUUGUAUUCUAUACACAACUCUGGAGAUAAAUCAGAUAUACAAGACUUGCUGGAGAGUGUCAGGCGGGAUAAAGAAAAAGCAGAGACAUUGGCCAGUAGUUUGCAAGAAGAGCUGGCACACACUCGCAAUGAUGCCAAUCGGUUGCAAGAUGCCAUUGCUAAGGUUGAAGACGAAUACAGAGUGUUCCAAGAAGAAGCCAAGAAACAAAUUGAGGAUCUCAACGUAACUCUAGAAAAACUUCGGACAGAACUAGAUGAGAAAGAGACCGAGCGAAGUGACAUGAAAGAAACUAUCUUUGAGUUGGAGGAUGAAGUGGAGCAGCAUCGUGCUGUGAAGCUUCAUGACAAUCUCAUCAUAUCUGAUUUGGAGAAUACAGUUAAAAAACUUCAGGACCAAAAACAUGACAUGGAAAGAGAGAUAAAGAAUCUUCACAGGAGACUCCGGGAGGAAUCAGCAGAAUGGCGUCAGUUCCAGGCUGAUCUCCAGACUGCAGUCGUUAUAGCCAAUGAUAUAAAGUCUGAGGCCCAAGAAGAGAUAGGAGACCUGAAGCGUCGAUUACAUGAAGCUCAGGAGAAAAAUGAGAAGCUCACUAAAGAGUUGGAGGAAAUAAAGUCACGCAAGCAGGAAGAGGAACGUGGUCGAGUGUACAAUUACAUGAACGCUGUAGAGAGAGAUUUGGCAGCUCUGAGACAAGGAAUGGGCCUGAGUCGCAGAUCAUCCACCUCCUCAGAGCCAACUCCUACUGUAAAAACACUCAUCAAGUCAUUUGACAGUGCCUCCCAAGUUCCAAGCCCUGCUGCUGCCACAAUUCCUCGCACUCCCCUCAGCCCAAGUCCCAUGAAAACUCCCCCGGCUGCUGCUGUGUCCCCUAUGCAGAGGCAUUCUAUAAGUGGACCAAUCUCGGCUUCAAAACCCCUUGCUACGCUGACAGACAAAAGGCCAAGCUAUGCUGAAAUCCCUGUUCAAGAACAUUUGUUGAGAACAUCUUCUACCAGCAGGCCAGCAUCUUUGCCAAGAGUACCCGCUAUGGAAAGUGCCAAAUCUAUUUCUGUCUCUCGAAGAAGUAGUGAAGAAAUCAAACGGGACAUCAGUGCACCUGAUGGAGCAUCUCCAGCAUCUCUCAUGGCAAUGGGUACCACCUCACCACAGCUCUCACUCUCAUCUUCUCCUACGGCAUCUGUCACCCCUACAACCAGAAGUCGAAUAAGGGAAGAGAGGAAAGAUCCCUUGUCUGCCCUAGCAAGAGAAUAUGGAGGAUCCAAGAGAAAUGCCUUGCUGAAGUGGUGCCAGAAAAAAACAGAAGGCUAUCAGAAUAUAGACAUAACAAACUUCAGCAGUAGCUGGAAUGAUGGUUUGGCUUUCUGUGCAGUCCUCCAUACUUACCUCCCAGCCCAUAUUCCCUACCAAGAGCUGAACAGCCAGGACAAGAGAAGAAAUUUUACUUUGGCUUUUCAAGCAGCUGAAAGUGUUGGCAUCAAAUCUACUCUGGACAUCAAUGAAAUGGUGCGAACUGAGCGUCCAGACUGGCAGAAUGUCAUGCUGUAUGUUACAGCAAUUUACAAAUACUUUGAAACCUGAAACCCUAGUAAUUCAACAGAUCCAUGCGAUAAAACUGACAUGAGCUACCAGAUGGAAAUCAUACUGAAAUGCUAAUCCUCAUUUCACUAAAAACUGGCAACAUUUGAAUCCCCUCAGACUUCAGUGACACUACCCUGGAUUGCCUCAGAUUGCUUCAGCCUGGAAACAACUGUUUCAAAGCAAGAACUUGUUGCCACAGUGCUUGGAAUAACCCAAGUUAUUAAACUGUUCAGAUUAAUUAUGUAGCCUAAAGAGCCUGGACUACUUAUGUGCUGCCUUUCCAGACAGACUUCCUGAAGCUUUCUUUCCUAGGAGAUGUAUGGAUCCUCUAGCAUAUAGGAGACUGAAUGUACAGCUAAAGCUUUGAGAAGAAAAGGAUAACAUGGCAUCAUAUUUCUGAACUUUCUGUAGCAUCCUGAUACCACAGAGUCUGAAUAUUCUACCCACAGCAUUUGACACCCCGAUACAGUAGAGUUCUUAAUGCCUUUACAGCUAUUUCCCCUCCUUUAAAAUAUGCACAAUAUUCUAGGAAAACGAGCUUUUAUUCCGUAAUGACAAAAUGAGUGGAAAAGUGCUCUCGAUACCUCGAAAACUUUGGCACAGAAGAACUCUUCAUUCUAAAGCUUCAUUAUAAGCCUACCUCUGUCACAGUGAUGUGGCUUCCAACUUUAUCUUACGGAUUGUAAAGACUAGCACAUACAGCUCCUGGUUUUCAGGGUACGCUAUACUUCAAGGAAUCUGUCCAAUCUCCCUGUGCUUCCAUUAUAACAGAGAUGAAUCAAUAACCAACCCUUGUAUGGCUUGUUCUUUCCCCUCUUCCCCCUUUGCCUGUAUAGCACGCACAGCUGCCCCAGGCUUCACUCUACAGCAAUACGAGCAUACGUCAUGGAUUUCUGUGGUAGAAUUUUGGAACUGGGAUAGCAUUUCCUCUGCAGAGAAGAUAUUUUCAAUAAGAUGUAACGAUGAAGUAGCUUGUCUCAAAAUCCAGCUUUGCCAUGUUUUCUGUGUGUUUUUCAUUGAUCUUGCACAUCCUCAUCUGACUGACAGAAGGUGAGGCGUUCUCUGACAAGAAGUCUGGAGGAACUGAUGUAAUGUGUAUACACCCAGUAGUCUUGAAUAUUGCGUGGAAAUGACUCACUGUCACAAGGAAGGAACUGAGAAACUUUAGUCUGCUCAACUUCUAUUUUCCUAAAAUGUACCUGAAUUCAUUUAACAGCCCUUGGGCAAAAGAGUUCAAGUAAGUGCCUUAGCGAUCAUUGAAUUGAUACAUCCUGGCACUUCAGGGCCUCGUGUAGAAUGUUAAUGGCUCAGAAUGAUUUCAUAUAUCCAUUUGUCGUAAGCUGUUUGUUGUAAUAUUGUUUGUCAAAGCAAUGGAAGGCUUCAUUCUGUCAUUGCUACUGCCUCUUCUUUUUCUGAAUACUUAUCAGCAGUUAAGCCACAGUUGAGCAUCUCUCAUUAAUAUUAAGCAGAAGCCUACUUUAGAAGUGAGUUCCGUAACAACCGCUAUUUAUAAGCACAUGCUCUUUCAACACAGUAACCCUGUUAUAAAGAAAAUGAAUCUGCCAUUUCUAUGGUGCUCUUAUGACUGUUAAGGACAGUUUGAAUGUCAUAGAUGUUAACCCAGUGAAUGCAACUGUGCUUGGCAUCUGUGAAACUUCAUCAUGGUAUAAAAGCACAGAUUUAACUCAAAACUAUUGCCAAAUCCAAAAACCUAUCAUCUGAAGAACAUAGCCCACAUGAAGAGUAAUAAUUCAGCAUGUCUCUAGCAGCAAGCAUUAUCUAAAAAUGUAUGCUUACACUGAUAUGUGCCUGUGAGAAUUAGGAAAAUUUGCAAAAUAACUACUUAAUCCAUGCUGAGGGCCUUUGGAGAAGUUUUCAGAGCAGCAGUCUCUCUCAUUCUUGCAGAUCUUUAGAGCCCUAAAAGCAGCUAGAUACUCUCAGAUUAUUAAUUGAUGCAUUUGAAGAACCAACAUAAUUUAAAGACAAUUGUUGCAAGAGAGGCUUCAAGUGAAAAAUCUUCAUUGGCAGGUUUUAAUAAAAGUCUGAAUUACAAUUUCCUUUCCCAUAUAUUUCUUCAAAAUUUUUUGUUUGCUUCAUUUCUUCAAAUAAGUUUCAAUGAGAAUACUCCUGUUGGAAAUAUGCAUUAUUUCUGUCUCACAUUUCAUCUCUUACUACUAAAUUCCAGGUUUUGCCAAUUUGUAUUUAAAUAACCUUCUGUUCAUCCUCUGAACAGACAUCCUUAGCUAUGAUUGUCUUAUUCAUUGCCUUAGAUUUUAAGAUAAUAUUUUUCUAAUAAAAAGAAUAGCAUAUCUUGGUCUAAAUUCAUUCAUGACCUGUUUUGUUAAGGUAAUUUGAGCUUUUGGCUCUUUUUUUUUUUUUCUGUCCAGUGGUCAACUUCAUUUACCUGGAAUGUUGUAUUAGUCUGAAAUAACACUAAUAGUAUAACCAUUUGUAAAAGGGGAAGUGACAUUUUCCACAUAUUUUCUGUUAAAAACAUGAGCUGCUAGUCUUCAGAGAGAGAGAGUAAAAUUACUAGUAAUUAUAAAAAUGAUCUUGUUUUGAACUUCAGAGCUCUGUAAACUUCCUGGUGUGAUCUGUCUGAUGACCCUCUUCUGUAUUCAUAUCUGUAAAGGAGUAUUGGGCUCCAUGAAGAGUGUUCUUUUUAUAUGGAUAUAUCUGAGCCUUUACGUAUAAGAUGCUGCACAGCUGUCCCAAUGGAAGGUCUAAAGCAAACAUAAUGCCCUGCUGCACUCUACAACAUUUUUUUUCUGAAGGUUCAAAUAGCAUUAAAUUUUUCAAGUGGAAUAGCUGUAGCCCUUCUGGACGUGGUUGAUACUGUUCAGUUUGGUUCCUACUCAGAGUUGAUCCCGAAACAGCCUGGGUUUUUGUACAUAUGAAGUAUGAGUUUAUGCUGAUUUACUUUCCUUUCUUUUUAAUCCAGAAAAUAUUUCUGAAUGUACUAAAAAAGGACAAAUAUUUUAUCAUCAAAUUUGUAUUAUUGCAUUUUAAUAUGUGCCUUGCAAAUGCCUCUGCUGUAGUAUUUCAGGGUUACUCGCUGCCAGCUUGGGGGGGGGGGAACAGAAUGGAGCUGUCGAACUUAUUGAUGCAGAUACAGCUGUCUCAUCUUCUGGAUCCUGCUUACUGAAACAAUUCCAUGGAUUAGAGAGGUCGGUUUAGAGCCAGAUAUGUGUUUGGUUUUGCUAGUUUGCAUCAGAAGGACUCUGAUGCAAGAUCAUCAUCAGUGAACAGAAUGAACAGUUGUGGGAUUUUCUUUACCAAAAGAGAAGCCAUGGGAGGAAAGACUUGAUUAUUCAGGAAAAUCCUGACAGAGAAGUUUUGAUAUGGAGUAUCUGACAAUAACAGAAGUGAGGUGACUUCAGAAUGGAUUACACUUGAUUUGGUUUUCAGUUGGUUUUGUUUGUUCCAGUGUGAUUUGGUUGUCCUGUAUAUUUAACUAGAAACACUCAUUUAGUAUCUGUGGUGGGAAUCUCAAUGGCUCUCACAAAGAUCUCUCAUUCUCAUGCCUCUGAAAAAUUACAAGUGAAAUUUGCUCUUUCAACUUUGUGUUUAUGGAUAGGUAAUCCAGAAUAUAGUAUUUAAUUACAGCAUAUUCUGAUGUAAAAGUAAUUUUUUGUCUCUUUGCAUAAAAUAUAUUCUUCAGGUUACAUGUAGCAUUUCUGAUCAUUUUUUGCCUGCAGUUUUGUAAAAUAUUUCCACUGUUUGUUUUUCUGUACAGUCCAUCAUCACGCUUUAGGGGCCCCUUGAUUUGCCAAAGCUAAAUGAACUCUGCUUUGAUGUAUUGGUGUAAACUCAUAUUAAUAGCACUGGCAGCAGUGAUAACUCUGGUUUUACAAGCAUAAGGAAAAAUAAGUUUACCCCUUGCUCUAACGAUGCAGUACGGUGGUUUAACUGCUGAGGAUCUGCCUUAAGAAUUUUGUAGCUGUGACAAAAAGGUCACAUUGGCAUCUAAUUUCUGUUAAUGAUCUCAUUGUUAAGUUCUUGUAUUUUUUUUUCAGUUCCCUGACUAAACACUCCAGACAUUUAGAUUCUGUUGCAUCUUUUGCAUCACCAGAAAACUCCAUUUAUUCAGUUCUCUCUUUCUGUAUGAUUUUGGAACAGGGUACAAAUAUUAUUAUAACCUAGUUUUAAACAAGAUUAUUUGGGAAGUUGGAGAUAUGGGGAACUUCUGGGUGUUUUUCUUACUUUCUGUGUUCUGCUUGUGACUGGCUUGGGAACGCUGUCUGGUUUUCAGGUGAUAUGUGACACUAUCUUCCAAAGCUGCCCCCUCUGGCUGACAGGCCUGAAGCUAUGGAAAGGCUAACAUUAAGCCUUUAAAACUGUUCAUAUGACGCGAGUGGUGACUUUACUUCUUAUUUGGCUCUUGCAACUGAUGCAGGCACAGCUUAACUCCUGCAUGCAGCAGGAGCUAUUAAGGAGCUGAAUUCUUCUGGGAAGGAAUCCAGUUGCACACCUAUAGACUAUUUUUUGCUUAUUGUGAGUAAUAGUCUUGCUGAGGUGGCCUAAGAAAGAGGAUUUAAAAAUAGUAGUGUUCAUGUACAGACAGAUUUAACUAUAUAGUUUGUUUGUGGUCCUUUCUUUGGCUUGGUAAAUAUUUAUUUCUGUUUUAUUUUUAUGUUUUGCCAAGCUCUAUUUCUGCAAUUCCUUUCUUUAAGCUAGCAUUAGUAUAUGAAUACUCAGUAAUAUUAACCAGUCUGAGAAAUGAUUUGGUGAAAAGUGGUAUCAAAGUGUAGUUGUCAUCCACGAGCUCCGGCCACGCCACCGCGCUUUCCCAGGUUACUGCCUGUUAUCAGCAAAACGUGUUGGGGCUGCCACGACUUCCCUAUCUCCCAUGUAGCAUACAUCACCCCGGGGUGUCCAUCAGGUGUUCUUCCCCCAAAUUAUCAGCUUCUUAAAAGCUAAGGGUUCAGAGACAUCUCUUAAUAGAUUUAAUUGCCCUUAUUUAGAAAGGUAUCUCUAAUAGUGUUUCUGCUUUUAAAGGAGCGUGGCUGGACGGGUUUUAAAUGACUGGCUUGGUGAGCAUUCCUAGUCCUUCAUUCAGCUAAGUUUUUUCUGUUGUAUUCCCUGUGGUUGCAGUAUCAGUGGUGCAGUACACUUCGUAGUUAUCAAAGCCAAGAUGUUAAGCAUCUGGAAUAUGUAGCAAGUAUGCUUUUGAUAAUUAUUGCUAAAUAACUUAAAACCUUAAGGUUUGUACAGUUCUGAUUUCUGUUAGUGUUGACACAAGUGUCUUUUUUUCUUUAUGUAUUUGUGCUUGCUAGUUUUGGGGAUGUGACACCCUUGAACUCAGUUUGAGAAGGCCACUGUCCUCGCCUCCAUACAUUAAUUUUUUCUGUGAUAAUAGGAUUAUUUCCUCACAGUGAAACUUCAGUAAAACCUAUGAAUACCAGAUGACUUCCUUCUAACCAACACUUAUCUUUUACUUGGACUAUUCCUUACCCUUAGGGCACUGUCUGCCACAGAGUUGCAUGUAAAGUUCCCAUCAGUUCCAGCAGGACUUGUGGAUGCGAAAGAGUAGAGGAGACUUUGGGCACAAUAUUACAGCAGCCUGAUGCCAUUAAGCUGGUUUAAUUUUAAUCCCCGAUUUUCAGUUCAGCCAAAAUCAUUUACUCAGAGUUGAAAUCUGGCACGUUUGUUCACCACUGGGAGGUAUGCUUCUGUUUAAUAAUAUUUUUAUGAGAUUGUAUUUAUGGAAACCGAGAGAAAAAUGUCAUGAAGCUAGUUUUGUUGCACUUUUCUAAGGGUUUUGUAUUUUGCAUAGAGUUCUAGAAUAUGAACAAAUUGUUCGGGGAAGUCAAGGCUUAAAACUUACUGUGCCCCAGCGUAGCAACGUAUUAUGUGCAUUCUCAUCCUAGUGAUAAAUGUCUUAUUUUAAUGGCAUGUAACUAGUGUAUUUAUAUGGUAGUUAGGAAGCCCAGUGGACAUUUCCUGCUGCAGAGGAGCCGUUGGCAGUCCUGGUUCCACAGUUCAUGAACUGACCUGUUUUGACAGGAGACUGCAUCUGCAAUAAUGGAAUAGUCAGUUUUUGUUUCUGAACUCUAUUUCAACAAAUGGGAAGAAAGAGGCUCUUCUUUCUUUUUUUUUCCCAUUGUUGAAAUUUCUCCAGAGGUUUUUUACUGGUUACCAAUUAUUGCAUGUGUUCAAUUAGGAUAAUUACUUGGGAAUCAGUUCAGUCAAGAAGGCAUAAGUACACGUAACAUACUCAAGUAGUGAAUCCUUGUAACUUACAACAUUUCAGUUUGUUAGAAACUUUUGGGUUUUGCAUAUAUUGUAACGUCAAUUUUACUUUUUUUAAGUAGCACUUUUAUACGUAUCUGAAGGGUUUUUUUGAACAGAAUUUUUUUUUUUUUCUGUAUGUAAUCUAUCGGAAAGUAUAACACUACUAAACAAAGAAUAGACUAGUUAGGCUCCAGACUGUAAGUUCACUUUAGGUCAGUAAUGAUCAAGAGUUGUUCAAUGUGUAUGAAAUAAAUCAGUGAUCUCAUUUAUUACUGGACAACUCUCCAGAUCAAAUACAGAAGGGCAUUAAUUGGUACCCUCCAACUCUUGGAUGAGGGUACUUUUGGUUCAGGUGUGAGGCAGAAUUGACAGAACAGUGUGAUGAAUUUUGGACUUCAUGAAAGAACAGAAUUUUAUUGAUGUCUCAAUCUAACUUCACGGCACUGUAUUGGAUAAGGACUAACCUUGUUAUCUCAAGAUAACACUGCAGCCAGUACUAAUAUCUCUUAAAUAGCUAAUUUAAAGCUUAUUUUCCAUGGCCUUUAAAGAUGACGUAAAAAACAGUGAUUCUUAAAAGCUCUUCUCAUCCAUCCAGCUUUUCUGAUUUGUAUUGGUUUUAUACUCCCUCGACACACAAUUGUUAGACUGACCUAACAGUACAUGUAUGGGUUUAGUAAUUCUUGUUAUAGACAACAAGCUCUUUUCUCUUUUCCAGAACCCUUUCAAAUGGUUUACACACACACAUUGACAUAUAUAGCCAUUUUACAUAGAUAGAGAGGUUUUACAUAAAUGUAUAUAUGUACAUAUAUAUACACACAUAUAUGGCAUGUGUGUAUAUAUGUACAUAUGCGAGUUCUUAAUAAAAAUAUGUUUCAAGAAGUGCUUGCAUUUUCAGUACUUAGGGUGGUGUAUUAGUGUAUACAUUUAAAAGGUAAGGAGGAAAAAACCAUUUUGUUUGCUUCUGGUUAGAGCGGAGAAAUACAAGUUUGAGGAAAAUUUGGAAGUAUGUUCAAAUUGUAUUUCACCCUGUCUCUGGUUUGAAAGGCACAAGCUGUUAAUCAUUGGAACUUAAAAGGUCAGCAAGCAUAUUUUAAGCUAAACCUUUUGGAGGACCAAUAUGCUUUUAGUUUGCAAGGACCACUAAAGAUCUGGGCAUUUACUUUCUUCAUAAUGUAUUCUGUAUGAGUAUUUAGUAUGUAUGCCUUCAAUUUGCCAAUGUUGCCAUGUUUUCUUCUUAAUUAUUCCUGAAAUAAAAAUUGCAAAAAGCAAAA
Calidris pugnax (ruff) is the source of this 11000-nucleotide messenger RNA. RefSeq names its product sperm antigen with calponin homology and coiled-coil domains 1-like (gene SPECC1L). Gene Ontology annotation, cellular component: filamentous actin; microtubule organizing center. Gene Ontology annotation, molecular function: protein binding. Gene Ontology annotation, biological process: actin cytoskeleton organization. The transcript has 16 exons. Bases 133 to 3495 code for a protein of 1120 amino acids. Lineage: Eukaryota; Metazoa; Chordata; Aves; Charadriiformes; Scolopacidae. The record is from RefSeq and is a predicted model, not a curated record.